CGAUGGCGGCGGCGCGGCGGGUGGGGCUGUGCGCGGCGAGGCUGGGGCCGCUCCUGCGGGCGGCGGGCGCGGGGCUGGCCCCGGCCCGCGCCGUCCGGAGGAGCGUCCUUGGGGUCAUCUCGCGCCCAGGGUUGGUCUGGAGGCCCAGCAGGUGUGGCAGCUCUUCAGCCGGAGCAACUGCCGCAAAAACAGAAGACGACUCCUUCCUCCAGUGGUUUCUGCUUCUCAUACCUGUGACUGCCUUUGGCCUGGGGACGUGGCAGGUCCAGCGCCGGAAGUGGAAGCUACAGCUGAUCGCAGAACUAGAGUCUAGAGUUAUGGCCGAGCCCAUCCCGCUGCCCGCAGACCCGAUGGAACUGCAGAACCUGGAGUACAGGCCAGUGAAGGUCAGGGGGCACUUUGACCACUCCAAGGAGCUGUACAUGAUGCCGCGGACCAUGGUGGACCCGGCCCGGGAGGCCCGGGAGGCCGGCCGGCUCUCGUCGGCGGCUGAGAGCGGUGCCUACGUGGUCACUCCCUUCCACUGCACUGACCUGGGAGUCACCAUCCUGGUAAAUAGAGGGUUUGUGCCCAGGAAGAAAGUGAAUCCAGAUACGCGGCGCAAAGGCCAGGUUGAGGGAGAAGUGGACCUAGUCGGGAUGGUGAGGCUGUCGGAGACCAGGAAGCCCUUUGUUCCUGAGAAUAACCCCGAGAGGAACCAGUGGCAUUACCGGGACCUGGAGGCCAUGGCCAGGCUCACAGGCACAGAGCCCAUCUUCAUAGACGCCGACUUCAAGAGCACAGUCCCUGGAGGACCCAUCGGAGGGCAAACCAGAGUCACGCUGAGGAAUGAGCACGUGCAGUACAUCCUCACCUGGUAUGGACUCUGCGCGGCCACCUCGUACCUGUGGUUUAAGAAAUUCCUAAGCCGGACUCCUGGUGUGUGACGAGCUUGGCGGAUGUAGCCCUGUCCCUGAACAGCUGAAGCCACUUCAAGAGAUUCAACUGACUUUAGGCUGAUAACGUGUUAUUGGUAUAAAUAAAUCUCUACAUCACA
Balaenoptera acutorostrata (minke whale) is the source of this 1036-nucleotide messenger RNA. RefSeq names its product surfeit locus protein 1. The record is from RefSeq and is a predicted model, not a curated record. Gene Ontology annotation, biological process: mitochondrial respiratory chain complex IV assembly. NCBI's taxonomy places the organism in Eukaryota, Metazoa, Chordata, Mammalia, Artiodactyla, Balaenopteridae. The transcript has 9 exons. The coding region runs from base 3 to 926 and encodes 307 amino acids. Gene Ontology annotation, cellular component: mitochondrion; membrane.